Messenger RNA from Carcharodon carcharias (great white shark), 5083 nucleotides. RefSeq names its product mitogen-activated protein kinase 8. The transcript is spliced from 12 exons. Gene Ontology annotation, cellular component: nucleus; cytoplasm. The coding region runs from base 175 to 1458 and encodes 427 amino acids. Gene Ontology annotation, biological process: protein phosphorylation; JNK cascade. Lineage: Eukaryota; Metazoa; Chordata; Chondrichthyes; Lamniformes; Lamnidae. Gene Ontology annotation, molecular function: ATP binding; JUN kinase activity. The record is from RefSeq and is a predicted model, not a curated record.
GCGGGGGCCGCUCUCGGUGGAUCCGCCGCUGGCUCCCUGUCCGUGUUUACCGCAGUGCCCGGUAGCGCCGCCGCCUCAGCCUCCACUAUAGAACCAGGACAUCGGAGCGGAGGCGAGGAUUGUGGAAGGAAGCAGCUAUAUGUGAAUGCAUAUUGUCAAACCAAUUCAGACACCAUGAAUAGAAACAAACGCGACAUCCAGUUCUACAGUGUAGAGGUUGGGGAUUCAACCUUCACUGUCCUGAAGCGCUAUCAGAAUUUGAAGCCCAUCGGCUCGGGAGCACAGGGGAUUGUAUGUGCAGCCUAUGAUGCGAUUCUGGACAGGAAUGUAGCCAUCAAGAAACUUAGCCGACCAUUUCAAAACCAGACUCAUGCAAAAAGGGCUUACAGAGAAUUAGUCCUCAUGAAGUGUGUCAACCAUAAAAAUAUAAUUGGUUUGCUGAAUGUAUUUACCCCACAAAAAUCACUUGAGGAAUUUCAGGAUGUCUACAUAGUGAUGGAGCUCAUGGAUGCCAAUCUCUGUCAGGUGAUUCAGAUGGAACUGGACCACGAACGAAUGUCUUAUCUACUCUAUCAGAUGCUGUGUGGCAUCAAGCACCUUCAUUCAGCUGGCAUUAUACACCGGGACCUGAAGCCAAGUAACAUAGUAGUGAAAGCAGACUGCACGCUGAAGAUCUUAGAUUUUGGACUAGCAAGAACAGCAGGAACUAGUUUCCUGAUGACGCCUUAUGUGGUUACACGAUACUAUCGUGCUCCAGAGGUCAUUCUAGGAAUGGGAUAUAAAGAAAAUGUUGAUAUCUGGUCAGUUGGGUGCAUCAUGGGCGAAAUGAUCAGAGGUGGUGUGUUGUUCCCUGGUACAGAUCAUAUUGAUCAAUGGAACAAAGUGAUUGAACAAUUAGGAACGCCAGCCUCUGAGUUCAUGAAGAAGUUGCAGCCUACAGUUAGGACUUACGUUGAGAACAGACCCAAGUAUACGGGCUACAGUUUUGAGAAACUCUUCCCAGACGUCCUUUUUCCUGCCGACUCUGAGCACAAUAAACUGAAAGCAAGCCAAGCUAGAGAUUUGUUAUGUAAAAUGCUUGUAAUAGAUGCGUCAAAGAGGAUUUCUGUGGACGAUGCUCUGCAGCACCCUUACAUUAACGUUUGGUAUGACCCUGCUGAAGUAGAAGCUCCGCCACCCAAGAUAUAUGACAAGCAGUUAGAUGAGAGGGAUCACACUAUAGAUGAGUGGAAAGAGUUGAUAUACAAGGAAGUGCUGGAGUGGGAAGAGAGAAUGAAGAAUGGUGUUAUACGAGGACAGCCACCUUCUUUAGGUGCAGCAAUGAUCAAUGGUUCUCAUCACCCAUCUUCUUCUUCAUCUGUCAAUGAUGUGUCCUCCAUGUCAACAGAUCCAACACUGGCCUCAGACACCGACAGCAGUCUAGAGACGUCGGCAGGACCUCUGGGAUGUUGCAGAUGACUAGCCUCCCUCUCUCUGGGUUCUUAUUGUUUGCGCUAAAUGAUAGAGAGGGUAGACCAGCUUUUAAAAAGCUCCAACUGUGUUUUAAUUUUAUUGGAAUCAGUUUGCCAUAGAAUAUGACUUUGAAUUAUGUUGGAUUUACAUACACAGCAACUUAAAUACAGCAACCUUUAGUGUGGGACAAGUAACCCUAAAGCAUGACUUGUACACAUGUAACGGACUGACAUUUAACACCAUUACAUUUGGGUCUGUUUUGGGUGGAAAAAUGGAUCACAAAAUACAAAGAAGCUCCAGACUUGUGGAGAGACAGCUUAGUUGGGCUACUUUUCACACUCUCUCUCUUGCAUGAAAUGGUUGAUACCAUUCAAACAUUCUAGGAUCUUUUCUACUCCAGAUGGCUCUGGCUUACUGCUAGUUGUGGACUAGGAUAACAAGUCAUUAUGUUUCGAAAACCUAGAACGCGGUGUCCGUAAUAAAUUUUAGUUGACUUUGUGGCCUACCUGUUUACAUUACACAUCCAAAGCUGAACGUGUUUUAAAUUUUGACGCAGUCAUUUUGGGCAAGGUUAAUGGGUGCAAAGUUAGGAGCAUUCAAACCAAUGGUAAAGGAUUAUGUCCAGUUGUUUAAGGUAAUGGAGAUUAGAAAAAAAUGGGAAGUGAAAGAGUGAUGUCAGAAUUAUUGGGCAUCACUAGUGAAGACUGCACAAAACAAACUAUAUUUCUAAAGCCAGUGCCAGCUUUAAACCUGUUCUACUAAAAUCCAUCCUCCUCCACCCCCCCACCCCCCCCCCCCCCCCCCCCCCCCCCCCCGAUAAGCUGUUCUUUCUAAUUACAGGUGAUUUGGUUAAUUCCUUUCUAUUAUACUAGGAAGUCACAGUAUAUAGCGCCCUGCUAUAAUGAUGGUUUAAUUUGUAGCUGGCCUUUCCAAAUGCAACUUGUCAAAAUGUCAACCUCGACAAGAAAGGGUUAUAUUCCAAGUGAACAUUACACACUUCACAAGUGACAGAACUAAUGUAUCAAAAGAGGUUUUUGGAUAAUUGAUGAACUACCUCACACAAUCAAUGUACCAUUUCGAGGCCAUCAGACUACCCACUUCCUUACCAUUCAGUACAAUAUGGAAUGUAACAGUUUUAAUUUAUUUCUGUUGUUAAAUGUCUCUGGUCCACCACCAGGAGUUAACCAAAUUCACAGCUAAAACUAUUGUGUAGAAGGAAAUAUUGUUAUACAUGUACUUUGUAUGUUAGAGAGAUGUUUAAUGCAUUUGUAUAUUUGUUUUCUCAUAGUUAAUGUGCAAUAAUAUUUGCAAAUUGUGAUACAAAUUUGAUUGUAAAGAUGGGAUAGCUGUGUGGUAUACUUAUUUUGGAGGACACUGGGGAUGUGAAGGGAUUGUAGUAUUUUUUUUCCCCAUUUUUACUUCAGUUAAAAUCUAGUGUACAAUGAAUUGUAAGAUUGUAAUAAAUGCCAUGGUUAGGUAGUUGAGGACAUGGUGCCUGCAUCUGCUCCUUGGGUUAGUUUAUUUUUUUAAGUGUAUACUUGUGCUGAAUACUUACUGGGGUUUUUACCUCUUAAAUGUCUAUAUCCAGUAUGGACUGCGGGAAUGUAUGCAGUGAAUUGGAUAUUACAAAAUUAACCGAGAUAAUGAUUUGUGUUAAUGAAUCAUGUUCAUCUUAAUAAUUGACAAUUUCUGUCCUGAAAAUAGCCACCUUUAGUCAGUUAUUGGUAACAAAAUAGAAUGAAAAUAAUUUGCUUAUACAUGUCUCAUGAGUGCAACAAUGAGCUAACCCAGGCGUUUGCACUAUAGGAUUUUGUGAUGUUCAUGUUAUAGUGGAUUGAGUGAACUAAGAUGAACAAUCUCCCAAGGCAUGGGAUGAUUUACAGAUUUUCUAAAACAAUAUCUUAAACAGCUUCUGAAAUGAUAACUCCCUCUAUCAAGAAUUCUCCGUCUCCUUCAGUACAGUCACGGCUUAGUCCCUUUGUGCCAGAAAUGGAUCACCCUCUUAUGCUGAUGGUUUCAAGCCACAAUUUGAUUUAAAUGCCUGUCUGAUUAGACUGGUUACAAUAGGAUUAAAAGUAGGAGUUAAGUUACAUUUUGGAUUUCUUGCAGUGUUGAAAAUCUUUGGAAUUUUUUUUUUCUCCCAGAAGUAACUGCCUGUGAAAUUAAGUGAACUAGCUUAACAAUUGGAUGUAAACUAAUUUUCAGUUAGAUUUUUGGACUUCAUUAUGUUAAUGUGUAGCUUAACAUAUCACAUUCUCUCAGCCAUCUCCCUCCUCAUGCAGGGAAAUCACCUGUUCCUUCCCUGUGUGUCACUGGCAAAGGCAGCAUUUAUUUCCAUCCCUAGACUGAGUAGCUUGCCAGGCCAUUUCAGAGGACAACCUAAGAGUUAACCACGUUGCUGUGGUUGUCGAGACCGGCUAAGGGCAGCAGGUUUUCUUCCUCAGAAGGAAUUUGACAAUAAUUCGGUAGUUACGUGGUUGCCAUAACUGACAUAGCAUUUUUUUUUCAUUGUUUCAAGCUUUUUUAAUUGACUGAAUUAAAAUUGCCCAGCUGUCAUUUGAACACUCAUUUGUAUUCAUUAGUCCAGCCUUUGGCUUGCCAAUCAGUAACAUAACCACUGUGCUACCAAAGCCACUGUACAAUUAUAGAUUAAAAAGGAAAAAAAUAUAACUGCUGGAAAUUUUCACAGCGCUGCAAGUACUCAACAGGUCAGACAGCAGCUGAAAGAGAGACUGGUCAAGGGUUUGUGGUUGCAUCCAGUUAUCAGUUCAAGAAGUAUAAACCUACCUUUUCUCUUUGCAGCUGUUGAUUGUCCUGUGCUGUAUUUGACAGUGUUUAUUCUUUUUUAUUUCAGUUGUAAAUCUUGUUUUUAGUGUCUGCCUUAAACCAACAGGAUACCAGAAUCGCUGCUAUGCUGUUGUUAAUGUUGCCCUUUCAGUAAUCUGUUUUACCCUUCAGUUAUUCUUCCAAAAAAAACAUGUAUCCAUAUUUUCACUGUGCUUAAGCAACUACACCAUUUUUACAAAUUACAUUUGCAUUUUCGCACAGUUUUUCUGUUUGUGUGUGUCAUAAACAAAUAAUUAUGCUGAUAGUGCCAAAUUUGUAUGGGCUUGGGGGAAGCUGUUUCUGGUAACUAAUGUUUUCACAAAAUUUGUCAGUCACUUGCAGAUUAUUCUGGGCUGAUUCCUUCAGUAAGCCAUUUUUCUUAUAUCCUCAGUGACUCUUGGAGAAAGUUCUGGCAUUUUACAUGAAGCUUCAUUUAGUGACUUUGUAUUUCGUGCUUUGUCAAUGCUCCACAACCUUCCAAUAUGGAAAAAUAAAUGUUGGAAGUGUAAUUUUGAGUUGUUAUCUGACAUGUUUUAUCUCUGGGUUGGGGGAGACGCAGACAAUUUGGGGAAAAUGAUCAAGUAAUUCAGUUCCUUUGAAAAGAGUUAAUUAUGCCAUGCCAAUAGUCCUAAAGUUACAAUAGUUGGCUGCUUCUGGCCAGUUGACUCAUAGCUGUCUAGAUGCAGUAUGCAGUAAACUUGCUUUUUCUUGCAUUUAACUGCUUCCUGGGUGAAAUCCUGCUUUAAAAAUGGAGUGUAUAUUUCAACAAAUGCCACAUUUAAAAUGAAUAAAUUAUGGCACAGGG